GUCUGAGCUUCUGAUUUAUAUUUUACCAAAGUCAUUGCGAGAGUGACUGCCUAAUCUUGUGCAUUCCUCCUAAUGUGCUCUAGUCUUUGAUCAUGGGGAGACAUCUGCUAUUUUAUAUUCUUCUGGCAACAAUUUCUGUGGUUGGAUCCUAUGAUUUUUUAAUAAAUAAUAUCAGGAACAUCAAGAAGAGAAAUGUUGCAGAUACUAAUACAGAUGGCAUCGAUAUCCAAAGCAUGAACAUUAAUUCCCAUAUUACCUCUCGAUUUGCUCAUAAUGUCAUCACCAGUCGAGCCAUCAACCUUGGCAAUGCAUCUAAGGAAGCCUUCUUUGAUGUGGACCUCCCAAAGACAGCAUUCAUCACAAACUUCACCAU
Messenger RNA from Thamnophis sirtalis, 373 nucleotides. Lineage: Eukaryota; Metazoa; Chordata; Lepidosauria; Squamata; Natricidae. The record is from RefSeq and is a predicted model, not a curated record.